GGGGGAACAACAACAACAACAAGCAAGAUGGCUGAGGCGGAGGGAGAUGACCGCGAUAGACGGGUUAUUAAAAACGCACCCAAAGCUUGGAAAGCGGACAUCUGGGCACAUUUCGGAUUUUAUGAAGUGAAUGGGAAACUAGACAAGUCUUACGCGGUGUGUAAAAUCUGCCACACUAAAAUUAAGCACGUUGGCAAUACAACUAACUUCAUGAACCAUGUUGAUCGUUGGCAUCCUGAGUUAGCUUCAACAACAACAACAACACAAAAAGUCGACACAUCCCAGCCAAGAAUUGACGAGUCGCUAGUGUCAACAUUGCCACACAACUCCGAGAGAGCAAAGAGGAUCACACGAUCGGUGGCAUGUUUUAUAGCGAAGGAUCUACGACCCUAUUCUGUGGUAGAAAAUGCGGGGUUUCGCCACAUGCUUAAAACAAUUGAGCUACCGUAUAAGCUACCGACAAGAGCUACCUUCAGUGAUUCCACGCUUCCCACAUUGUACAAAGAAACCAAAGCAAAGGUAAUGGAAUCAAUGUGUAAAGCCAGACGUGUAGCCAUUACAAGUGAUGCCUGGACUUCAGUCGCAACAGAGUCCUAUGUAACCAUAACAUCACAUUAUAUUAGCGAGGAUUGGAAGAUUGUAUUACAUGUGCUGCAGACGAGAGCAGUUUAUGAGAGCCACACUGGUGCUCAUAUGGCAAGGCUACUCUUGGAUGUUGUGGAGGAAUGGCAGCUUACAGAUAAAAGUGUUGUGCUGGUGACGGACAACGCCGCUAAUAUGAUUAGUGCUGCUGAAAUUGGGAAGUUCCCUCAUGUAAAAUGCUUUGCGCAUACGUUAAACCUCGCUGCGCAGCGGGCGCUUAAGCUACCAGCGGUCUCCAGGCUUCUGGGCAGAGUCCGACGUAUCUCAGCAUACUUCCACCGCAGCACAAAGGCAAAGCACCUGUUUGAAGAAAACCAGAGAGUUGUUCUUAAACUGACAAGUCCACUUAAACUGAUAACAGAUGUCGCCACAAGGUGGAAUAGUGCUCAUGAUAUGAUGGAGAGGUUUUUGCAACUGCAAGCUGCAGUGCAUGCCACCCUGCUGUCCCCUGCCCUAAAUGUAGAUGAAAGUGACAUCGUCACUCUCAGCAGAGCCGAUCUGGCUAAUGUGGAGGAAGUAGUGAAGACAUUAAAACCAGUGAAGGAUGCCACUGUGUUUAUGUCAGAGGAGAGCAGUCCUACAGUCAGCCUAAUUGCACCAGUAUAUGCCCAACUCCUCCAGAGCAUGUCCGACAUUAUUGGAGACCAACCACUGAUCCGUGAUGUGAAGAAUGCCAUCAAAACAGAUCUCCUUAAAAGGUACAAUAGUGAGGCUGAGAAAAAGAUCCUUCAUACAUCCUCUGCCCUAGAUCCUCGCUUUAAGGGGUUACCUUUCCUGACAGAGGAGGAGAGAUUGGAUGUCUCCGCAGGAGUGACUUCAGAGGCUGCAUCACUGGAGGAGUAUGAGAGAAAACAGAGAACAGAAGCAGAUGAAGCGCCUGGCAGAACAGGAAGUUCAGGAACCAAGGAAGAGUUGCUGUCCGUGGAUGACAAUGUGUCAGACUCAGCAGGCCCCUCCGCUCCCAAAAGAAGGGCCUCAUCGCUGCUUUUAAGUUUGCUGGGACCUGCUUUCAUCAAUGACACCAAUGAACCUGCAGUACAAAGUAAGACCGCCGAUGCCAGUGCUGAGGAGGAAAUGGACUUGUACUGUAGAUCCCCAGCUGUGCCUCUCUCUGAGGAUCCCUUGGACUGGUGGCAUCGCCAUAAGGGCACAUUUCCUCUCCUCUCUAGGUUAGCAAAGAGAUACUUGUGCAUCCCCGGGACAAGUGUGUCAGCAGAGAGAGUCUUCUCCACUGCAGGAGAUGUUAUCACUGCAAAAAGAAGCUCUCUCAAACCGGACCAUGUCGAUCAGCUUGUGUUUUUGCACAAGAACCUUGAAAUUCCCAAAUGCUAAACAGUGAGAAGUUAUGAUGUAGGCUUAGGUUAAACUAUACAUUUCCUCACUCUGAAACGGAUUGUUGAUGAUGGUGAUGUUGAACUCAGACGGAAGAAGUUGUUUGUUUGCACAAAUUUGGUAGUAGGCUAAGCCUACACACUUUAUUUUUGGUUUAUAAUACUGUAUUUCACAUCUUAAUAUUUUAUUGUAUGCAGCUGAUGUGAUGGUAGGAUCAGGGCAGGCAUAUAAUUGUCAUUGUCUUAAAGCUGCUAAGCUGCUGUUUUGUUGAGAAUAGUUUGCACUUUACUUUACUACUUGAAAAAAGUUUCACAGUAAUAAGUGGUUACUGUGUGUUGUUGCACUGAAUAUUUUUAUUCCUGGGUGGUUGUUGUUAAAAUAGUGUUACUUAUUAUUUUAAUAUUUGCACAGGACUUCAGGAAGUGCCCUGUCUUAGUGCUGCUAUUUUACUGUGUGUAAAUAAAAAAAAAAGCACUGAAAGCAGAGAUUUUGAUUGUUUUCUUUUUCAGGUUUGAAAAUGCCAUAUCCAGUACCCUGUACCAUUUAAUUUGAUUUAAUUACAUUUUAUUUAAUUUUAUUUAAUUACAUUUUAUUUUAUUUAAUAACUUUUAUGUCAAAGAUACAAGAGACACAUAGCAGCCAAUAAAAUCUGUUGUUUAAUAUCUGCUUGUAUUGCCUCAUGACUGAUGAAAAAUUUUCCUUGUGUGCAGUAGAAUUUUGAUGCAUCGCAAUGCAUCGCAAUGCAUCGUAGAAUCGAAUUGAAUCGAAUCGUUACCUGGUGAAUCGUAAUCGAAUCGAAUCGUGAGGGCAGUGCCAAUGCACACCCCUAAUACUACCUACUAAACACAGGUAUUGUGAACUGUUAAUUCAAAACUGUCAUGAGAAGGUUUUGCACUCGGGUGUAAGAGAUACACUCAUGCAAGUCAGAGACAGAUUUUGGAUUCUGAAGGGUAGACAGCUCGUUAAGCAGAUAGUCGGAAGGUGUCCCGUCUGCAAGAGGUUUAAGGCUAAGCCAGCCCAGCAGGCCACCGCACCCUUACCGAGGGACAGAGUAAAUGAAUCUCCUCCAUUUGAAACAGUUGGUGUGGAUUUUGCUGGACUGCUCAUGGUGAAGACCAGUAAUGGUAUGAGUAAGGCGUACAUAGCACUUUUCACCUGUGCUGUCACUAGGGCCAUACAUUUGGAACUAGUCUCAAGUCAAAGUACGGAGAACUUACUUUUGGCACUAAAGAGAUUCAUAGCAAGGAGGGGACUUUGCAAGGUUAUAUACUCAGAUAAUGCGAAGACCUUCAAACGAGCAGAUCAGGAUCUAAAGGAGCUUUGGAAGUCAAUCAAAGAGCCUGAUCUCAAAAUCUUCUUCGCUGAAAGGGGAAUAAGCUGGAAGUACAUAGUCGAGCGAGCAGCCUGGUGGGGAGGUUUCUGGGAAUGUCUUGUGAGGUCAACAAAGUCAUGCCUGAAGAAAAUCUUGGGUAAAGCCUCAUUAAAUUUUGAAGAGCUAACCACCAUCUUAACUGAAGUAGAGGCUGUGCUAAAUUCAAGACCCCUCACUUACGUUCACAACGAAUUGGAUGAACCUCAGCCAUUGACUCCUGCUCAUUUUCUGGUCGGUAACCGACUUACAUCUUUACCACCCAAGAACAUUGCAUCAAACCCUCAGCCAGCUGCUCAGAAUCGAGAAACCUUGACAAAGAGAUGGAAAUACAGUCAGAGGCUGUUGAAUGAAUUUUGGACUCGUUGGCGCAGGGACUACUUGAUGAAUUUAAGGUCUGCUCACCAUUGUGUAAACACCACUGCAGAGGUGCUGAAGGUGGGAGAUGUCGUUCUCGUGGCAGAGGACAAGAUGCCACGACAGACAUGGAAGAAGGGAAAGAUUGAAAAUGUUUUCCUGGGGAGAGAUGGUUUAAUACGUGCAUGUUCUGUGCGUACUUCCCUUGGAACCAUGUUGAGAAGACCAGUACAGUUAUUGUAUCCUUUGGAAAUUAGUGAUACUUAGUGAUGAACUAUAGUUCAUCGGGGGGGAGGAUGUUGCAAUUUAUUAUUUGCAGUUUAUUGAUAUUGAACAAUGCUAAAUAUAAAGUUAAAAGGAUCAUCAUUGCUUUAAUGUUUAUGAUCGUUUUUGUAGUUUACCUUCACAACGUUUUCUUUCAAACGAACUACAUUUCCCAUGAGCAGCAGCGCGAGAGAUGAUCGGCAGGGAAUGGGAACGGCCUGCUGUGUGCCCUCUAUUUUUUAGCUUGCUAAGCAAAUACAGUUGUUUUGUCUUUCAUCAAACUUUGUUCAGUAAAGUUCCCGCAAAGACGAGAUGCCUCCCGUCUCAUUAUUUCAAUCCAAACUAUUUCAAGCACACAACCAAAUUGUGAUCAACCUGAAGCUUGUUCAUUUCAUUUUUGGUGUGAAAGGGCCUUUACAUUUUCCAAAAAUAUACCAAAAUAUUACUUUUUUAGGGAGUAACGCAAUAUUGUAAUGCAUUACUUUUAAAAGUAACUUUCCCCAACACUGGUCAUCAACAAGUGGGAGAAGAUAUGGCGCAACAAUGACAUUAUCAAGACCAGGGCUGCUCUCCAAAAUUGAUGAGAAGACAAAGAAAUCUAGUUAAGGAGGCUGUCAAGAGGCCUACAGCAUGUUGCAGCUCUUUCUGGCAAGUCUUGGUAGCUGUAAUAAAAUCAAAGGGUGCAUCAACUAGGUAUUAUUUCAGGACACUUAUGCAGUUAUUUAUUACAAGUUUUUUUUUUUUAUUAUUUUUGUUCCUCUGAAAUGUGUCGCUUUGGUUUUCAGUGGCAUUACAUAGGUUGUAAUUUUUACAUUGAACAUGCAAAAGUUCUGAUAUGAUUUAUCUUUGUUUAAUGUUUUUCCAUCACAAAACCAGCUAUUUAAACAUGGGUGUGUAGACAUACGUAUGCAUACAGUUUGACUGUACUAGUUAUCCAAAAAAGUACCAGUAGUUUACUGAACUGUGGUCAGUAUUUAUCUGGUGUAAAUGACUCAACAGUGUUUAUCUUGUGUAAAUGACUCCACAUGUUGCAUCAGUGGUAUUUGCUUUUUCUGGCAAAAGCAAUGCUGUGUUAUCUCUAUUACCAAAUUCAUACUGCAACUAAAGUUAUCUGAUCCAUGACUAGCUGACACAGAACUAACAUUUUUACAAGUGGUACAAGCCCUAAUAUGUACAUAAUUUUAUACAAUCCUGCAGUCUGAGUAUGUAACCCUUUCUUUGUUUACAGAUAUGUCAGUGGCUCUGUGCAAAUCCCAACUCAUUACUACAUUGUUGUUACAAGUUGUCUGGAUUACACACAGACUGUUGACUCCUGUGCUGGCCCUCUCAGUGUGGUCUCUUUCAUCCUUCCACAUCGAUCAGAUAAUGAUGAGACCUGUAAUAGUUCAGAAGACGAGUCAAAGUGGGUGGAGGAACUAAUGAAGACACACACAGCACGCCUACGGGACGUGGAGUUACUUACAGGACUAGACUUUUAUCGUCGUACCAGUAGAACCUAUGAGGAGAUUCUCUCUCUAAAAGUGUACUUGCACACAUACGAGAGUGAGAUCUAAACCACUGCAUUCCUGCAUUAGCAUUCCCUACAUCUUAACUGUCCAGAUGCAGAAGUAAGGUGUAUAUUUUUUAUAGAAUCUAUUAUAUUUAUUUUUGGUUGCCCUUUAUUUUAAAGUGUCCAUGUUAUGGUGCAGUUAUACAUUUAAGUACUGAGCAAUAAUAAUUAGCUAGAUGUACUUACUAUAGGUUUAGGGUGUGGUUCAGGGUUAGUUGCAUGUAAUUAUGUACAAUAUAUAGUAAUCAUUAUUGUAACUACAUGUAACGUGUAACAAGGACACUGUAAGAUAAAGAAUUACCAUAUUUUCUAUUGCUAGUCCUCAAUUGUUGUUUUUUUUUACAUUCUCCUACUUUAUGACCGUAAAUUAUACGCAUGAGUAAACUUUUUUGUUUUUGAAUUUUGUAAUAAUACUGUAUAAAUGUGUUGACUGUGAUGUUUAUUGUGCUCAAAGUAACCAUUUUUUAAUGUCUUUACUGUAAACUGUUAUGAAACCUGUUCUGUUUUAACUUUUGCAAAACGUUUUGUUUAAAUUUUAUGCCAUUAAAGUUAUUCUGCUCGUUUUAAAGAAAA
Molecule: messenger RNA, 6086 nt
Organism: Megalobrama amblycephala (Wuchang bream)
Lineage: Eukaryota; Metazoa; Chordata; Actinopteri; Cypriniformes; Xenocyprididae
Product: E3 SUMO-protein ligase ZBED1-like
Exons: 3
Coding region: 28-1974 (648 amino acids)
Molecular function (GO): DNA binding; protein dimerization activity
Source: RefSeq, a predicted model, not a curated record